Rotaria sp. Silwood2 is the source of this 567-nucleotide messenger RNA. The record is from the annotation of a GenBank genome assembly. Lineage: Eukaryota; Metazoa; Rotifera; Eurotatoria; Philodinida; Philodinidae.
AUGGAUGAUUUUUCAAAGCCUGGUUCACCUAACUUUUAUGGUUAUGCACCAAGUCCAGCAAAUUUUAUUAAACCUUUUAAGCGUCCAAUGACAUCGAUAAGUCCAAUUCUUGUUACUGAUUCAAAUGGUAAAGUUAUUUUUACAGCUGGUGGUUCCGGUGGUAGUCGAAUAAUCUCUUCUGUUGCUCAAGUUGCUAUUUAUAAUCUAUGGCUUGGUAAAAGUAUUCGUGAUGCUGUUGAUAUGCCUCGAUUACAUCAACAACUUAUUCCAAUGGAACUUGAAUUAGAAAAACGUUUUCCUGUUAAUGUUGUUCAUGGUCUUCUAGCAAAAGGUCAUACAAUAUCAGGUUUUCGUGGUGGAUGUGUUGUUCAAGCAAUUGAACGUCGUCAUUCAAAUGAAUUAUGGGCUGUAAGUGAUGCACGAAAAGGUGGUGCACCUGAUGGUCUUGGCUAUAAAAAUAUUACAAAAAUUUUUCAAAAUUGGUUUCGUCGAACAUUUAAACGAAGUAAAGAACAAAAAUUACUCGAACAGGCAAUUGAAAAAGGACGAUUAUUAACACCAAAAUGA